This is a messenger RNA of Fusarium falciforme, 1635 nucleotides long. RefSeq lists its product as hypothetical. The coding region runs from base 1 to 1635 and encodes 544 amino acids. The record is from RefSeq and is a predicted model, not a curated record. The transcript has 2 exons. NCBI's taxonomy places the organism in Eukaryota, Fungi, Ascomycota, Sordariomycetes, Hypocreales, Nectriaceae.
AUGGCCUCAGCGGCUUUUGACUCUGAACAGCAGAAGCUGUGGCAAAGCCUCACUCCUCCUGCCUCCCAGCCAGACACGGCAUCUUUGCACGACAAGGAGGCGCUUUCGGCUCUUGGGAAAUCCAGGGACACAGCGAUUUGCAUUCUUUCUGAUGUUGAGCCCGACACUGAGGGUAAAGAUGACGAGAGUCGAGAACUCAAUAGCUCACAUUCUUACGCAACACGUACCAGCACCCCGGACUAUCUGGAUCUCACCGGCACCGAACAUUGCGCAACUGAAUCAGAAGUUGCCAUUGGCGUGGUCACUGCGCCAACAGUAUCCCCAGCUUCAGCGGAAGCCGCCUCAGCUUGGCCGAGUGAGAUGCAAGCGUCUCACCUCGCUGAUGCCGAACCAAGCCAGCAAUCUUCUUGUGAGAUGAAUCACAUACUCACCGGAGAUACGUCUGCUUGUAAAGAUGUCAAUUUUGCAACGCCUCCUACUAGCCCUGAAAGCCAGCCAUACCCGGUUGCGGCGGACGGGCAACAGCUUCGACCUGUACCAGUCAGUGAUCGGAGCAACAUGAUCCUCGAUGCCGUCUCUGGCCAUGGCGCUUAUCGUGGCGCCCAGGGCCAUCCGGAUUCCUCCUCAACUUAUACGCACUCUCCGCGGACUGCCAGCCCCGCCGAGGUGGCCCAAGCGCCACCCCAGGAAAGCGAAGUACCCGCCGGCAGUUCGCGCGACGAUGCCAUUCCCGAAGCCCACACCCCAUCUCCCUCAAGGCCCUCGGCUGGACCGCAUCAAGGGCAAGUCUUGGAUGAUGUCGGUUGUGCGUCCAGCGAUGCCAAGUCCGGCGUCACGGAGGCUGGGUCUGGAUCGCCAUCUAAAGCCCAAGUAUCGUCGCCGUCGCCGUCUCUUCGCCGUUCCCGUCGCAAAUCCUUGCAAAUGCAUAAAACGAUGCAGUCCAGGGACGGUGAUACAGAUAGUGAAAGUUCAGGGAGCGAGGACGGCUUCAACGGGAUAGAAUCUCAACAACAGGAAGAGGGCUCUCCUUCACUUCCGGAUGGUGAGUAUUCUGGCUCAGAAGACGAUGAUGUCGAAGGUCGCAAGCGUCGCAAGGUUUCCAAGCCCCCUGCCUGUCUGGACCGCAGCAUCCCCACCAGUUCUCGUAGCUCUCGCCAACGGCGGUCAGCAACACAUACCGCACAGUCGCCGGGAGGGCUCCGAACGUCUACAUGCGGCAUUGAGAGCCCAAAACCAGCACAGGCAUUGCCAGCCCCCUCCGAGGCCAGCACGUUGCUCGCCGGAUUCGAGGAAUGGUCUCUCGAGAAUGUUUCGAUGAAACGCAUUACUGAAGAUGGCAGGACUACGUUUCAAUUCCAGUUUGAGUGGCCCCUUUGCCCAAAUCAUCCGCAACCCACCAGCGUGAUCCUCGAUUCAAUCCGCUCGGUCGCGACAAGAAAACAAACCAAGCGAGCUCCAGCAAGGCGGCCAAAGUAUUCAGAUGAUGAAGAUAACUUCCUCAUACGACUGAAGGAAGGGGAGCAGCUUGGGUGGGCAGAGAUUCGUCGGCGUUUUGCUCAACGUUACUCAGAACGAGGCGUCUCGGGUCUGCAAGUGCACUACUAUACGAAACUCAAGGGUCAUGGGCGAACUUGA